AUGGCAAUCAAGUCGGGCACGACGGCCAUCACAGUCGCGCUGCCCGAGCUGGCGCCGCCUCUGGCGACCUGCUCGCUGCCCUUCAUGCUGCUCCUUGCCGCGCCGCGCCUGGCGAUCCAGAUGGCGUGGGCCGCGCUGUGGGCAGCAUUUGGCCCGCAGUUCGACAACUCGUACGCGCCAUGGGCCGCGCAGCUCAUCCGCGUACUUGGCCCUACCACCGGUCUCAUUGUCUACCCGAUGGUAAGCGUCCUCAGCGACAGCUGCCGCUCCACGUACGGACGCCGCCGACCCUACAUCUUGGGCGGCACGGUCGCCAGCAUUGUCGUGUGGCUGCUCAUGGUCGUUGUCUCGAGCGUCAUCCAAGCUGCCGACGACAAAAAGGCGGCAGCCGACAAGCUCAGCGGCGUCGCGAUCGUGCUCUACUUCCUCAUGGGCGUCGCUGUCAACACGGUGCAGGCACCGGCGGCGCUGCUCAUCGCCGACUUUGCUGGCGACCACCAAGUCACGGCGUUUAGUCUCGCGCAGGCCUUUAGCAUCAUCGGGUCGCUCCUCGUGUCCGGCUUCAUCGCGCUCUACGGUCCUGCGUCCAAUGUGACAAUCCAAAUUCUCUUCAUGCUCAUUCUCGCACUCGUGGUGACGGUGCUUCCCGUGCUCCUCUAUGUGUCGGAGACGCCGCACGUCCCGGAGGUCGUCAUCUCUCGGCGACAAGAGCUCAAGCGCGGAGUUGUGGCAUUUUAUGACGGCCUCAAGUACCUCCCGCGGGUGCUCGCGGUCUACUGCGUCUGCUUUGUCCUCGCGAUGCUCGGGUAUGCGUCGUACACCGGCAAUAAGAACCAGUUCUUUGGCGUCCUCUUCUACGACGGGAUUGCCGCCGACGCCGACAAGUGUGGUACCCAUUGCACGGACGCGCAGCUGCGCUACAACAACGGCACGCAGUUUGCCUCGGGGACAGUCGACACACUGCACUCGCUUCUGGGACUGCUCUACCUCGCUGUGCUGCCCACGCUCGUCCGCACCUUUGGCGUCCGACGCGUCUUCACCUACGCCAUGGUUCCUCAGAUGACGCUGCUCUUGGCUUUUGUUCGCGUCAAAGAGCUCAAUGCGGCCUCUGCGAUCCUGUCGAGCAUCACGCAGAACACGCUGUUUACCAUGGGUAUUCCGGUCGUGCUUCAUGUCAUUGGCUACGGCGAAGCCAACGGACUCGGGUUGUUUGCGGGUGCGCUCAACUCGGCCAAUUGUCUCGGACAGUUCCUCACGUUUGCGCUGGGCCCGCUUCUGAGCUGGAUGGGAGCGACGCCCGAGCUGCCCAUCAUGUUUGACAUUCGCAUGCGAUCGCUCUAA
Molecule: messenger RNA, 1341 nt
Organism: Saprolegnia parasitica CBS 223.65
Lineage: Eukaryota; Oomycota; Saprolegniomycetes; Saprolegniales; Saprolegniaceae
Exons: 2
Coding region: 1-1341 (446 amino acids)
Cellular component (GO): membrane
Molecular function (GO): sucrose:proton symporter activity
Source: RefSeq, a predicted model, not a curated record